Molecule: messenger RNA, 681 nt
Organism: Ceratitis capitata (Mediterranean fruit fly)
Lineage: Eukaryota; Metazoa; Arthropoda; Insecta; Diptera; Tephritidae
Exons: 3
Coding region: 134-640 (168 amino acids)
Source: RefSeq, a predicted model, not a curated record
GCGUUGCUCCAUGUAUUUUUACCCGAAGUUCGCCAAAGAAAAGAAUCAUUACCGUUAAACGUGUCGUCGAAGCAGGAGCCACAGAACGAGUACAACCAGAAGAAUCUUGAAACUUGAAAUUGAUUUAGUGACCAUGUGUGACAAAUCGUUUUUUUCCUGCUGCCACCGAGCAACAACUGCAACUGCAACUGCAGCUGCAACUUCGAUUGCGUUUGCGGUGCUGUCAUUGUGUGUGCUGCCGGCGUACGUGAGUGCCACAAACACUGGCGUUGUUGAUGCGUAUGAGACGGACAAGGCUCUUAUUGCUGCCGAGGUGCAGCAGUUCAAGACGGAUGCGCUGUUGAGAAUUGAUAACUUCCUGCAACACAAGCUGCCGGAGAAGGCGCGUUCGCAGGGUGAAGGGUUGCGUGCCGAGGCGUUGCAGCAGUUCGAUCACUGCGCACAGUUGGCCACAAGCAAGGAGGAGAUCUGGCGUUUUAGGGAAUGGGAGAUCUGGCGUUUUAGGGAAUGUGCGGCGAAAGAGUUGGGCGGUACGAUGAAACAGCUCGGCCUGCUGGUGGAGCAGGCGUACAGUGGUGCGAGCACUAUGGCAACGCAUGCCUUUUGGUGGAAAUUGUUGAAAUUUGUUGGUGUCUUCUGAGAUGCUCAGUUAAUUUGAAAUAGAAACAAAAUUGUUGAAAA